Molecule: messenger RNA, 1731 nt
Organism: Larimichthys crocea (large yellow croaker)
Lineage: Eukaryota; Metazoa; Chordata; Actinopteri; Sciaenidae
Gene: ppp1r3da
Product: protein phosphatase 1, regulatory subunit 3Da
Exons: 2
Coding region: 286-1221 (311 amino acids)
Biological process (GO): regulation of glycogen biosynthetic process
Cellular component (GO): protein phosphatase type 1 complex
Molecular function (GO): protein phosphatase 1 binding; glycogen binding
Source: RefSeq, a predicted model, not a curated record
AUGCAGCGUCAGUGAUAUUCUGGUGUGUUUGCAAGCUUCCUGUUAACUGCGCGCAUGUUAGCAGAUCUCCACCGAGAGCACACCACGGAUAUUUGUGUGUUAACAUAGUUAACAUGAGUUAUAGAUCCGGUCGUGUGAUUGUGGCCAAAAGCGGAGACUCCAUGAUACACGGAAACGCGCAGCAACAAUAAAUACUUCUUUAAAUGGAGGAUCAAGUGUAGGCUCCAUCCUGCAGCUUAGGUGUAACUAACGCUUCAUAUCUUUAUAUGGUGAACAGGACACUAGAUGUCACACUACAUGGAGAGAAUGUGGUUUAUUGGACGUGAGAGGAUUCCCCCAUCAGGAACUGAAGAGCAGAAGUUCAGCUCUUGCAGCAGCACCUCGAGGCCCUGCAUGACAAUUAACCUGACUGAAAUGCUUCAGGCUGACAGACCUAAAACAGCAAAGAAGCCAGUUCCAAUCCGCCCCCCAAGCCCCAGAGUUUCUCAGCCACAGGGACAAGAGUUCCACCGCAGUGUCUCCUGUGAACCCACACCAAAACCAAUCAUCCGACAACGGUCACACUCUCUGCCCUCUGCCACACAGAAGAAGAAGCAGUGCAGAACUGCUGGUGUACGGUUUGUUGACGCUUUGGGAGUUGAUUUGGAAGACAUCAGGCUUUUCAAAUCUGGAGAGGAUCCAUUUGUACCACAUCAUGUUACCUUUAGAUUGCUGAUGGCUGCUGAGUUGACAGAUGGAAGGCAUCUGGAGAUAUCCUUGCCAUACCUUAAGCCAGUUUUUGCCCAACAGCCAGGCGACCAGCCAGGAUUCCUGCAUCGUCUCCACGAGCAGAAAGUGUGUCUGGAGAGAGUCUUGUGUUUUGAGCUGGCUGUCAUUGGAAUCACACAGGUCCUCAAUAUGGACUUUGAGAAAGAUGUCACAGUUCGCUAUUCUUUCACAGAGUGGAAGAGCUGCACAGAAACUAAGGCUUCUUGGGUGUCCACUGUAACCAAGACCUGGGAAGGAGGAGGGGGCCAAAUCAAUUAUGAUACAUUUCGUUUCCACCUGCCUGUACCUCCAUUCCUGCAGCCAGGGGCAGCGUUACAGUUUGCCAUCCAGUACAAAGUCUGUGGGGCUGAAUACUGGGACAACAAUGAUGGAGAAAAUUACAAGUUAGUUUGCCAUAACUACAAACUGACUGUGCCAAAAGAAUGUGAGGAUAGUAUGGUGCACUUCAUUUAGGAUGCUGAAAAAAAAGUAAAAGUAGAAGAAUCUAUUAAGAGCACUUUAUGACUGUUUAUGUCACUUUAUAAAAUGUAUAACUGCACUGUAACAAUUACAUUUUUUAUACACUAGUGCUAAUGGGACUUCUUGAGUUAAGUUCAAUAUACGCUAUUAACUCUGGACAGACAUAGCCAGAGUGAAAUGAAUAAUCACUAGUGCACUGAUAUGUAAUGCCAACUUUAGUGCCAUGGUUUUCCUUUUGAAUUUUUUUUUAAUGUUAAUUAACAUCCAAUGGAAGCAAUGGAAGUGUAAAUAUUCAGAGAAAGUGAAAUGAAUACACAUUUUCUUCCAGUCAGGUAUUUGACAUAAAACAUAUUUUAUACAAUGCAGGAAUGUAGACUGCAGAGAGAUUUCAGUAUAUUUUACAGUCAAAUGUUGUCAAACAAAAUGUCCAGAGAAAUACAAUUUGAAUAUCUUGAAAUGAAUCAGAAACGGGUGCUUAUUUUGUUAAACAAUAAAGCAUAGUUG